This is a messenger RNA of Rubroshorea leprosula, 1640 nucleotides long. NCBI's taxonomy places the organism in Eukaryota, Viridiplantae, Streptophyta, Magnoliopsida, Malvales, Dipterocarpaceae. The record is from the annotation of a GenBank genome assembly.
UUCUUCAAAAACUAACGAACAGACGAGAAUGCCAAUGGUUGUGAAGCCUUACUUAAAAAAGAAAUAAGUUCUGAUAAAAAAAUUGAAUUAAAUGCAUAUAACAAAAUGCUCGAUACCCGGAAUCCCUAAAUCAAAGAAGCUUCUGACAUUGACUUUAAUCUCUGUUCCUAAUGGGUUACACCAUCUCGUGCUUGGUAGUCUCAGCAUUUCUAUGCCAAUCCUGGGCGGUGGCGACUGGUUCUGGGCUCGAUCUUGAUUCUCUGACUCGUGAAUUGCUGGAAUCUGCAAGAAAACCAGAGUUCUUUCAAUGGGUGAGAGGGGUUAGGAGGAGAAUCCACGAGUACCCAGAACUGGGAUUUGAAGAGGACAAGACAAGUCAACUCAUCAGGACCGAAUUAGACUCGCUUGGAAUCACCUACAAGUACCCUGUAGCUGAAACAGGGGUGGUUGCCUCAAUUGGGUCAGCUUCUAAACCUGUCUUCUCCCUCAGAGCAGACAUGGAUGCCCUCCCUAUUCAGGAAUUAGUGGAGUGGGAGCACAAGAGCAAGAUUGAUAACAAAAUGCAUGCCUGCGGCCAUGACUCUCACGUAGCAAUGCUACUUGGAGCAGCCAAGCUACUUCAGGAUAGAAGGGAUAGUCUCAAGGGAACAGUGAAGUUAGUUUUUCAGCCUGGAGAAGAGGGUUAUGCUGGUGCUUACCAUAUGUUACAAGAUAGUGUUAUGGAUGAUAUCAGUGCCAUCUUUGCAUUACAUGUUUUACCAGAUGUACCAUCUGGUGUAAUUUCUUCACGACCUGGUCCGAUGCUUGCCGGGGCAGGAGUGUUUUCAGCCACCAUACAUGGAAGAGGCGGACAUGCAGCUAAACCCCAUUUGAAUAUUGACCCCAUUGUGGCAGCAUCCUCUGCAGUUGUAUCUCUCCAACAGAUUGUCUCCCGGGAGACAAAUCCCCUCGAGUCCACAGUUGUGACCGUGGGCUAUAUUGAGGGAGGUAAAGCUAAAGGAGGAAAUGUGAUUCCAGACACUGUCAAAUUUGAGGGGACUUUCAGGAGCUUAAGCAGUCAAGGUCUUUUGUACCUUAAACAAAGGAUUAAAGAGGUAAUAGAAAUGCAAGCCUCAGUCCAUCGAUGCAACGCAACCGUGGAUUUCAUGGAAGAGGCAUCACCGCUUUAUCCAGUAACAAUUAAUGACGAGGCACUGUAUCAAUAUGCAAAGAAGGUUUCUGAGGCCUUGGUUGGAAAAACUAAUGUGGAGAUCUUUCCGGUGAUCAUGGGGUCAGAAGACUUCAGCUUUUACUCACAGAAGAUUCCGGCUGCAAUGUUUGGACUUGGUAUAAAGAACGAGACGGCAAAAUCUGAUAAGGCUCUGCAUACCCCAUACUUUGUUGUUGAUGAAGAAGCUCUUCCAAUUGGAGCAGCUCUUCAUGCUGCUGUUGCUAUUUCAUAUUUGGGCAGUCACAGUCAUGCUGUUUCGUAGAAACAAAGGUAGAGAUAAAGAUCAUGGUUUAGCUUCUGUGAUAUAUAUCUAUGCCUUAGAAUCAAACUUGCUCUAAGAAGCUGUCAACCAUGGGCCGUGUUCCUGAGACUACUGAGAACAUAAAUUAGGCCAUAAAUAAAUUUAAUAAAAUAAAUAAAUGGUUUGUUG